UUUUGAAUCUUAAUUUGAUCUCUCCUUCAACAAUUUCCACUCUCAUGAAGAUCAAUUACAGAAAUUUAGCUGCCCUCUUUGCUCUCAUUUUGAUGCAAACGUUAAUUACCUCCUCUAAUUCCUUAUGUUUCUACCGUGAAGAUGUUCCACUACUUCCUCCAAGAGAAAGAAAUUUUCCGAGGAGGCUGCUAGGAUCCAUGGCUUCGUUCUCUACAAGUGGGAACACGGUGACCGGAGCCGCCGCUGCAAAAGAGCCCAAGAAAGCUGUGGAGCCAAGUCUGAGAAAGGCACCGGCGAGCGUUCCAAAUCCUACUCAGAACAAGUAAGAAUGAUGAACUUUGAGUUUUGGAGAUCUUCAACCCAGGAUGGAGAAUAAUUCAUUUUUGGUUCAUCUUUUUCCCUUUUUUAGGAUUUCACUUUAUCCCUUUUCUGUUUCUUGAUUUUGACCUCUUUUUAUUUUAUUUUAUUUUAAGGGCUGUUUAGAAUAGUAAUUUGAAAUUAACAAUUAAUAGUUUU
Messenger RNA from Rubroshorea leprosula, 516 nucleotides. The record is from the annotation of a GenBank genome assembly. Lineage: Eukaryota; Viridiplantae; Streptophyta; Magnoliopsida; Malvales; Dipterocarpaceae.